Anguilla rostrata (American eel) is the source of this 3733-nucleotide messenger RNA. RefSeq names its product solute carrier family 22 member 4-like. The coding region runs from base 1668 to 3509 and encodes 613 amino acids. The record is from RefSeq and is a predicted model, not a curated record. Gene Ontology annotation, biological process: transmembrane transport; quaternary ammonium group transport. The transcript is spliced from 10 exons. Gene Ontology annotation, molecular function: quaternary ammonium group transmembrane transporter activity. Gene Ontology annotation, cellular component: membrane. Lineage: Eukaryota; Metazoa; Chordata; Actinopteri; Anguilliformes; Anguillidae.
ACUUUUAUGAUUCAAAGCUUGAAGUUCUGCAUGCUAUGAGCCUUUUAUAUUAUGUCUUGUUUUAAGAGAUCUUUAGACAUUGUGAGGUCUCUAACUCUCCAACGCAAAUUAUGAGGACAUUUUGAGUAAUUUAUACAUAACGUACUUAUACGUGGCUGUUAUUCUGACUUCUAAGAGUAGGAGUAAAUUUCCUUUUAGAGUGUUUUUACUGAGCAGUGUCAUAUGUAUGGCCCCUGCACUUUUAAUUCCCACAUGGCUGUAGAAGGAUCUCUCGAUAUUUGGUAGCUGUGUGGUAUAGGAGGAGACCGGAAUUCUCAGUCCAGUGAACAAGUGUAUAAUAAACUAUGGUUUUCAGACUCUUCAGUUCUUAGCAGGCAGGAAUUUAUGUUGGUUUAAACCUCACCUGAGUCAUUUGCUCAGACUGGACUCUGCAGAAUUAUGUAGCCACCAUCGCAAAUAAUUUUAAUCUUGCUCACAAAUCUGCAGAAUGGCAGAUCCUGACAACAAACAUGGCAUAUUUUAGGUACAGGGUAUUAUUUUAAUGGCUUGUCAGCUAUGGCUGUCUAAUUCAGCCUCUCUAAUCUGUGGCUGUGCUCUCCUUCUAGACAUUCCACCACUAACUGAGGAGGGGUGAAGUGUUGACCUCUUUGGUGUGUGAGUGCCUCCUGCUUUUCGGGUGGGAAAAAUUUGGUGUCAGUGGCUCGGCCACGGGAAAUCCCCCAGUCCUAGCUUGUCCUGCCUGAAGGGACGGGCCCAAGAGGUCACCCAGGUGUUCAGCAUGGGGAACGAGGCGCAAGCUUUCAGUCUUGCCCAGUUGUCAGUCUUGUACGCUAUUUAGACCCAGGGCUGCCCAACUCUGUUCCUGGAGAUCUACCUUCCUGUAGGAUUUCACUCCAGCCUUAACAAAGCACACCUCAUUCAACAGCUAGAGCAGCUACAGAUUUCAUUGAGCUGCUAAUUAGUAGAACCAGGUGUGCCAAAUUAGGGUGUAAAUGAAAACCUACAGGAUGGUAGAUCUUCUGGAACAGGGCUGAGCAGCCCUUCUCUAGCUGUUGAAUGAGGUGUGGCUUUGUUAGGGUUGGAGUGAAAACCUACAGGAUGGUAGAUCUUCGGGAACAGGGUUGAGCAGCCCUGCUCUAGCUGUUGAAUGAGGUGUGCUUUGUUAGGUUUGAAGUGAAAACCUACAGGAAGACAGAUAUCCAGGAACAGGGUUGGGCAGCCCUGAUUUAGACUUUGAACUCCCUGUAAAAUGUAAACAGGGCAAGCUACCUGCUGCCAUAGAACAGUUAGCAAGACAAGGCUAAUGGUUAGCAUAGCUUUCAGACACUUUUUUUGCAUGAGGGAAUAAUGAGUCACAUUUUCAUUUUCAUUUUCAUUUUCAAAAUAUGCAUCACCAUAGUGUUAUUUUGUGCAGUAAGACCAGAAACAUGGGUAGCAUGAAGAACACACACUAUCCCUGUGCAUCAGAAAAUACACUUUUGUGACAGCUACAUCAUUAUAGUUGCAGUAAAACUGCUGUUGAUCCUAAUGAAUAGCCCCUAAACCUUGUCUCUUGUAAAAUAAAGUAAAAUAAAUAGUGCUAAAAUCAACAUAUUUUACCAGAAAUACGUGUGCACCUCCUCUCCCUCUCUCUCUCUCCCUCUCUCUAUUUACUCACCCCUGAACUAAUGUAUAUACCAAGGGAGGGAACGAGAACCUGUUCCUAUUUUACUAUAUUUUACUAUAUUUUAGCCGUUUACCGUUUUUGCUUAACCGAAGCGCUCACCGCACUCUUUACAGGAGCCUCUUGCUUUCCUUUCCUUUCCUUGCCUGUCCUUUCCUUUCCUUUCCUUUCCUCCCCUUUCCACGUAACGACCAGUGCGCUCGUGAUGAGGGACUACGACGAGAACACCUCCUUCCUGGGGGAGUGGGGCCCCUUUCAGCGGACCGUCUUCGUCCUGCUCAGCCUCAGCAGCAUUCCCAACGGCUACGGCGGGCUGUGCAUGGUGUUCCUGUCGGACACGCCGCGUCACCGCUGCAGCUUGCCGCACGUGAACCUGACCGGCUUCAAUCUGAGCCGGGCUCUGCCCGCGGAGCAUGUCGGCGGCCGGAUGGACUACAGUCGGUGCGCGCGCUACAAGAGGCUAAACGGCACAGAGGCGUUGUUCGCCAACGAAACUGAGGGAUGCGCGGACGGUUGGGACUACGACACGGAGCAGUACAUUUCCACGAUAACAACAGAGUGGAACCUCGUCUGUUCAGACGCCUGGAAAGUUCCGUUCAGCCUGUCCGUGUUUUUCAUGGGGGUCCUGACAGGCUCCAUCAUCUGUGGGCAGGUUGCAGACAGAUUCGGCAGGAAGUCCGUACUCUUCGUCAGCAUCGCGGCGCAGACCGUCUUCACUCUCCUGCAGGUGGCCUCUGUCACCUGGGAGAUGUUUGCCACCCUCUACUUCAUCACUGGAGUGGGACAGAUUUCCAAUUACAUCGCUGCUUUCAUUUUAGGUAACGAGGUGUUGGGGGAGUCCUACCGCUUGGCCUUCUCCACCGUGGGCAUGUGUGCGUUUUACGCGGUGGGCUACGCUGUUCUUCCUCUGUGCGCAUACUUCAUCCGCUCCUGGAGGACUCUCCUGCUCGUCCUCGCCCUGCCCGGAUUCCUCUACUUACCCCUCUGGUGGUUUAUUCCGGAGUCCCCACGGUGGCUGCUGUCCCAAGGUCGUCUGAAGGAGGCAGAGGACAUCGUCCGGGCUGCAGCCGAGAAAAAUGGCGUCAGACCUCCCGGGGUUAUAUUUCGGGAAGAGGAUUCCACUAAACUUUUGGAAAAUGGCUCUGAUCACCCUAAAACCUCAUACACAUACGUGGACCUGGUCAGGACCAGAAAGAUAAGGAAUAUAACCAUCCUCAACGUCAUCCUCUGGUUCAGUGUUACCGUUAGUUACUUUGGCCUGUCGCUGAGCACCCCCAACAUGAACGGCGACCCCUACCUAAACUGCCUUCUCUCGGCCGUCAUGGAGCUGGUCGCCUACACGGGGGCGUGGCUCCUGCUGAAGGUGGUCUCUCGCCGCCUCAUCAUCUCCGCCACGCUUCUGAUUGGAGGAGCCGCCCUGCUGCUCAUUCAGAUGGUUCCGGAAAAGUUCAGCAGCUUCACCAUCGGCAUGGCGAUGGUGGGGAAGCUCGGGGUGACCGCAGCGUUUUCGGUGUUGUACAUCUCGGCCAUGGAGCUGUACCCCACGGUAGUGCGAGGGAUGGGGGUGGGCGUCUGUUCCAUGACCUCAAAGAUCGGAAGCGUUCUCUCGCCCUUCCUGGCAUUCGUGGGUACAUAUAACAAGGCCCUCCCCUACAUAGUGAUGGGGCUCCUGACACUGGCGAUGGGACUGCUGAGUCUACUUCUGCCCGAAACACGGGGCAUUGCCCUGCCAGAGGACCUCUGCCAUGUACAGGCCAUUACCUGCUGCUGCUACAGCGGAAAGCCUUCUACAGAACUGGAGGGCUGCAAGAAAGACCAGCUCCAUGCAGAAGAAAAGAGCGUGUGAAUAUAAGAGUACAAUUAUUGCACUGCGUCUGAGGAAGGCUCAGUUUGUGUAUGGAGUGGUGGGGGAUGCUGGGUACAUUUUUUUGCUGUUAUAUCUUGUGUCCGUGUGAUGUUCUAUCCCAAUGAGGUCAUUGCCUUUCCUGUCUGCUACAGAUCUUGUAAGAGCACACGGAGGCGGUCUUGUGGGAUUUAAAGUUCAAUAAAGAACUUCCAUGAAAUCAUAAA